ACGAAUUGGAACAACUCCUCGACAACUCAACACUUAUCGGUUUCCGGGUUACGGAGAAGAGAGUACGGGGAAGAGAGGGCGAAGGAAGGACUUUGUCAAAUGACAAAAGGCCAUUGAAUUGAAUGGGGAGACCCGUUCUAUUCAUUAUAUUUCUAUGGUUGACAUCCUUCAUCCGGGACACGGAUAGUCCCCCUGCCAUGCAGACACGCGCUGACUCUCACCGUCUGUACGAUGACAUCACGGGGUAUAGGAAUGGCGGCUCUGGCUGAUGGAGGAAAGAGCCAAAAGACCCUGAAACUUUACUUCUAACAUAAUUMAGAAAGAUUCAAAAUUGAUUGAAACAACAUACGGCAACGGAUUAGAACCGUAAGAACUCGAAUUCCGUUUGAUUUACUGUUCAAUAGCGACGUCCAGUCUCGGAAGUUGACUACUGGCACUGCUGACUUCAGGCUAGCGUUGUUAGUUAAGCUACCUGCUAAUAUCCUAUAGCUAGCUUGUUUAGCUAACGUUGGUAGCAACGUCAGUCAUUAUUUACUCACAUUUUAUUGAUUGAUAAAUUAAUAAUUAUCCGAAAUAAAUCAUUGUUCUAAUUAGUCGGCACGUAAUAUUGCUACUAGGCUGGUUUCUGAGGACAUUCACGAAGGUGAAAUAAAAAAACAAAACCCUUCUUGCCAUAGCUAGCUAACUACAGUAGUAUUUAGCUAAGCUGAGAAACUAGCAAAGYUGACCAGCAACGUCGCUCCUCUCGCCUUGUUGAGUCCAGUUCUCACAAGGAUAACAAAAUUAGUCUGCUGAUCGCGUACUUUUGAUGCCAUAAUGGAAAGUUUAACGUUAACUGAUGUGGAGCAGAAGUAUUACUCUGAUUUGUUCGUUUAUUGCGAUACGGACAACACCAAGAAAGUGGCUUCCAACGGCAAAGUUCUUGAUCUUUUCCGGGCGGCCCAGCUACCCAGUGAGGUUGUCCUGCAGAUAACAGAGCUCUGUGGAGCCACUCGCCUGGGCCAUUUUGGAAGGAGCCAGUUUUACAUUGCACUGAAACUCAUCGCUGUAGCCCAGUCUGGACUGCCUCUCCGGGUAGAGAGCCUCAAUUCUGUCAAGGACUUGCCUCUGCCUCGCUUUGUUGUGGCCAAAAAUGAGCAGGAGGCCAGACACACAGCCAUGUACCCCGACUUGGAGAACCAGGGGCCUUACCAGGGUGUGAUUCCACGACCCCCGGGCCGAGGGCAGGUCAAGAAGGUGUCUGCCCACGAGGUCAUCCAGCCCUGUGUGCCCACAGUAGAACCACAGCCCGACACCACAUCCCCAGUGGUAUCUCCCCACCAGUCCCCUCCCACCUCGCCUCAUGCCUGGAGAAAGCACAAACGGCAGGCCAGCGGGGGGAACGUAGAGAGACCUCCUGUGGUGGUGGCAGGUGCUGUCUGGACACCUUUCAGAGAAGCACAAUCAGGACCUGUAGUGGCAGGUGAUGGGAUGUGGUCUGCRCACUCACCUCCCCCCGUUCAGGAAAGCUGGGAGAACUCUUCCAUACGAACGGUUGCGUCUGUUGCUACAGCCAAUGAAAUCCAAAGACAGUCCAGUAGCGGUUAUGACGACCCCUGGAAAAUCACGGACGAGCAGAGACAGUAUUACAUCAAUCAGUUCAAGACCAUCCAGCCUGACCUCAACGGUUUCAUUCCUGGUUCUGCCGCAAAAGAGUUUUUCACUAAAUCAAAGCUACCUAUUCUUGAACUGUCCCACAUUUGGGAGCUUUCGGAUUUUGAUAAAGACGGGGCGUUGACACUGGAUGAGUUCUGUGCUGCAUUUCAUCUGGUUGUUGCUAGGAAAAAUGGCUAUGACCUUCCCGAAAAGCUGCCAGAGAGUCUUAUGCCAAAGCUUAUUGACUUGGAUGACUCAGCAGAGGUUCCAGACCAGGCCCCUGACGUUGGCUACUCGGGCUCCCCCGUGGAGGUGACCCCAAACAAGUCCCCCAUGCCCUCACUCAACCAGACCUGGCCUGAUCUCAACCAGGGCAACGAGCAGUGGGAGACUUUUAGUGAACGCUCCUCCAGCUCACAAACUCUGACCCAAUUUGAUUCUAACAUUGCACCAGCUGACCCUGAUACAGCUAUUGUCCACCCUGUUCCCAUCCGCAUGACCCCAAGCAAGAUCCAUAUGCAAGAGAUGGAGCUGAAGAGAACCGGAAGUGAACACACACAUCCUACCAGUCCCCUGAUGGCUAAACCACCUGAGCUCUCUGAAGAAACCUCUAUGAAGUUUGUAACAGCUAACUCUGGUGAUGGUUAUAGCAGUUCAGAUUCAUAUACUUCAGAUCAAGACCCAAUUACAAGUGUUGUAACAAGACAAAGGUCUAAUUCUGGGACCUCUCCUGAAGGUCUAAAGGUGGCGGCUGCCCCCCCACCGCCCCCUCCCAGGCCCAACGCCUCCCACUCCCGCUCCUCCUCGCUAGACAUGAACAGAAACUUUGCCGCUCACCCCACAGGGCCACAGCAAUCUGGAGUUGUGGCCUGUCCUCCAGCCAUACCUCCUAGACCGCUACCCACACAGACCUCUGGUCCUCAUAGUGGGCAUCGCUCGGAUGAGGGCCUGGCAGCUCACUCCACUACCUCGCCCCAGCAGAUCCCAGAGCAGCCCAACUUCGCUGACUUCAGUCAGUUUCAGGCGUUCGCUGCCUCAGAUCAGCCUAGUGACGACGGGGAGAAGCACCCAGAGAGUCUGCCAGUAGAGAAGUCUACAGAAGGGGCUGGGCCUUUGAGAACUGUGAAGAUUGACAACCAGGAAGAGAGAGCUGCAGCUACUGUGAACUCUGCCAAAGGGUCCAUCAUGGCCCCCCCACCCAAACCUGUCCGCCGGAGACUGAAAUCCGAGGACGAGCUACAGGAUGAGGCCCUCCCCCCGAAGUCUAACGUCAUAGCCACUGUUCUAGCUACACUGCCAUCCAUUCCCAGGUCUGUUGGUAAGGAUAAAAAAGCAAUUCAAGCCUCUAUCAGAAGAAACAAGGAAACCAACACAGUUUUGGCCAGACUCAACAGUGAAUUACAGCAACAGCUAAAGGACUUACUAGAAGAGAGGAUAUCUUUGGAGGUUCAACUGGAACAGCUCAGACCAUUUUCCCAUUUGUAACCUGUGUGUGUGAGGAGGACAAGUCCAUGAGAGAAGAUAGGAGAGACCUGAAGGGGCCUUUUGUGUGAUGCACAUGUUAUCUCCACUGUCUAUUCCCUCUGCAUUCUGCUGUCUCUUCUGUGGGAACCAGAUGGACUGACCGACCGUCUGUCUGUCGGACGGUCUGUCGGACGGACAGACGGUCGGUCUGACUGACCGCCGGUCGGCCUGACGGUCGGUCGGUCCGCAACAACACACUCUGACUCACCCUCAUCAGACAGAGAACAGUCUUUUCAAAGGGGCUGGGAUAGGAAUGUUACAAAUAUUGGCACUUUUAUUUAUCAAAGAAAUAGCAAAGAUUAUUCUGGACAUCAAUCCCUUAUACUAUAUCACAGGCCCCGAGGCCAGACGGACAGGCACUGAACUGGAACUUGAGUCAUGGUGUACUGAAGGCCGAGUUCCCUCCCUCAUUCUUCCCCAUGAUGACAAGUGUCCAGUAGAGGAGCACUCUGGGGUCUGCCUGUGCUGUGUGUGGGCCUGGUCUCCUGGGACCUGUCGAGGACAGAUAAUCAUGCCAGUGAAGGCAUUGGGAGGAGUCUACAGGAGAUGACUCUCUAUCCUGGAGCGCUUUGGACUGAUCAUGUGACAGGAAUUAAUUAAUGUUCCAGUUUAUUACAGCAUCCCGCUACGUGGAGGGCUAUUCUGUCCGUGUGCGUCUCUGUAUACAUGUGUGUGUGUGCUGUAUGUAUGGUGUGUGUGUGUUUGGAUUUAUUUGGGCACGCAAUGGUUACAUAAACGGCAUGAUGAAAUGAGUGUGUAUGUAUAUUUUUUUCUUCCACUAGUCUUCUGCAAUUUAAUCUGUAACAAAAUGAGCUGUGUUACUAUGUGAAGUGAUUGACCCCCAGAUGACAGACCACCUUUUUGUUUUUGCUCCUGGCUCUGUAGUUGCUCAUGCUGACGCUGCCUGUGCCUCUCAAGGUACAUAAAUUGAAUCAGUCCUGCCCCAAACACAAGGUUCCCUGUGAGAUAUGAUAACCAACUACGGAAGUGAGACCAGRAUGAAACGACUGCACUUUUCCCCAUUUUAUUUUAUUUUUGUCCCCCCCGCAUGUUGUUCAUGCUCUUAUCUAGUAUGAAGACAGUGCUUAAAUACAAACCACUUGAUUUCUACCUGUAUGCGGUAUCUUACCUAGUCUGACAUUUGUGUUGGUACCUACACCUUGUAUAACUGUCUUUUUGUUUUUCUGGAGCUUCUGGAGCUUCUUGUGUUUUCUUAACCUGUCUUCAAAAGCCUUACUCCUGGCGUUCAGGUUUCCACUGUAAUCUAUUCUCCCUGUAUUGAACCAAGUUGAGCCUUCUUUUCCCUGCUGUUCAGGUUGAUGUACUGUAUAAGGGGUAUGUUGUAUAUUGUAUAUGAUACACACCUUUUGAUCUCAUAUGUACAUUUGCAUUAAUUGCUGACUAACAGCAAAUAUUCUAUUUAAUUGCUUAUAUUAUGGCUGUGUGAUCAUAGAUGUUUAACUGCAUGGAUGUAUCUCUGCAGAAUGAACUAGCAGCUGUGUGAUUUUUACACAAAAUAAAAACUGCACAAUAUUUUAA
Molecule: messenger RNA, 4698 nt
Organism: Salvelinus sp. IW2-2015
Lineage: Eukaryota; Metazoa; Chordata; Actinopteri; Salmoniformes; Salmonidae
Product: ralBP1-associated Eps domain-containing protein 1
Biological process (GO): clathrin-dependent synaptic vesicle endocytosis; endosomal transport
Cellular component (GO): presynaptic membrane; intracellular vesicle; cytoplasm
Molecular function (GO): molecular adaptor activity; protein binding; calcium ion binding
Source: RefSeq, a predicted model, not a curated record